This is a messenger RNA of Aplosporella prunicola CBS 121167, 1295 nucleotides long. RefSeq lists its product as uncharacterized. The record is from RefSeq and is a predicted model, not a curated record. The coding region runs from base 120 to 1166 and encodes 348 amino acids. The transcript has 3 exons. Lineage: Eukaryota; Fungi; Ascomycota; Dothideomycetes; Botryosphaeriales; Aplosporellaceae.
AAAAAGCGGGGGGGCACGUUAUCCAGGGCCGCGUAUAUAAGGGGAGAGGUGAUGCUUUUCAAUUCAAUCCCAGAUGGGUCUCUCCAGCUGGAAGUAGAAUAUUGAUAGAGAGAAAGAGAAUGACCAUGACGACCAAGACAGAAGACCCCCAGAUAGUCCUGUUCUGCUACCCAGGGUCGGUGUUUGCCAGGCGCGUAACCUGGUACCUCUCCCUCCGCCGCCUCCCCUACAAGCAAUGCAUCCAGCCGAACAGGCUCCCACGCCCCGACCUCGCCCGCUUCGGCCUACGCUACCGCCGCAUCCCCUUCCUGACCCUCAACCGCGACAUCUACACCGACACGCGCCUGAUAAUCCGCAAGCUGGACGCGCUCAUCCCCGCGUCGGCCGCGCACCCCUCCCUCGCGCCCCCAGACGCCGCGAGUGCCGGCCUCUCGGCGCUCUUAGACGCGCACGCCAUUGAGGGGGGCUUGUUCUUCGCGGCCGUGGGGCUGAUGCCGCCAGACCACGCACUGGUGACGGACGCGGCGUUCGUGAAGGACAGGGAGGAGAUGGCUGGGCGGCGGCUCGAUGAUGUCGCGGCUACGAAGGCGGCGCGUCCCGCUGCUUUCGCUGCCGUGGAGCGUGUGUUCCACCUCUUGGAGACGACUAUCCUCGCCGACGGCCGCGAAUGGGUCUGUGGCGGCAGCGGCCCUACCGUUGCUGACAUCCACGCAACAUGGCCGCUGGACUGGCUCCUCCACGACCCCUUCAUGGCCGGGGCCCUCACGCCCUACGAGCGCACCCACCUCACGACCACGUACCCGCUCACCACGGCGCUACUCACGCGCUUCCGCGCCCACCUCUCCAGCCCCACCAUCAACGCCUGGGACGCCGAGCGCGCGGCCCCGCCAUCGCCGAUCACGGGUGCCGAGGCCGCGGCCGCGGUCGCCGGCGCGCCGUGGGCGGAGCCGGAGCUGAAGGUCGAUGCGGCGCAGGCGGAGGCGUUGGGCGUGGCCGAGUCGGCCGAGGUCGAGGUGUGGCCGACGGAUUAUGGGAGCGCGCAUCGCGAUCGGGGACGCUUGAUUGGGUUGGGCGUGGGGGAGGUUGUGCUUGCUGUGAAGGGAGAGGGGGACGCGGAGUUUAGAGUGCAUUUCCCGCGGGAGGGGUUCGCUGUUAAGGCGGUUUAAAGACUGUGUGGUGUAAUGCGUGGACUCAAUGGGCGGCGAAUGGAUGAAGAUUGCCUAUUGUAGAUUCGAUAUGGAAUGCAACGCAACACCGACAGCAGCCAUAGCCGCUGCUCUUAUGUGUCUUUCAGC